AUGCCUUCCUCCUCCGGGGCUGAUGAUGCAUCCACCACCCAGAGGUGCCAGCCUGAGGGUUUCAUAACUUCAUGGCCGCCAGCGGUGGAAGCCAUCGACUCCUCAGAGCCAUGCGAUAUAUCAUCUGAGGACAGCAGCGGAUUCUGUACGAUGCUGACGAGACACACAUUCCUCCCCUACCAGAGAGGGCUUGUGGUUGACCUUGACAAGCAAAGCCUCCUCGUCGGCCACUAUUUCAGCACGGUAUGCACCAUGCUGUCCUGCUUUGACUCAUUCACCAACCCACUACGAACGGAAAUCCAGGCCGCCAUGACCACGUCACGUCUGAUCCAGAGCUGCGUGAUGAGCAUCUCGGCCGCGCAUCUGUGUCUGAUCAAUCCGCACUGGUCGAUCAACAGGCUAGAGUACCUCACGGCGGCAAUAUCGGAAGUAAAGAGGGAACUCGACACGGUGCUGCUGCUCUCGAGGUCUUCAUAUUCGCCAUCAUCUUCACUGGUCGCUGGAACGACGACGGCCGACGACGAAAACAAGCUGGAUCGACUUCUACUGGGCGUUCUGCUUCUCGGCGUGACUACUUCAUGGCACGUUUCAUCAGGACUCGGCCUGGAACAUAUUCCCGGUGCCCGAGCUCUGCUUCGGACGUGGCUUGCGCGGAGCUUCGGCAAUGGGCAGCAGCAGCAGCAGCAGCAGCAAGGAGACCACCGACUCCUGUCUCUCCUGAACUUCUACGUGGGCUUGCAGGCAUACUGGGAAGCCAUGGCCUCGUUUCUGAUCGACCAGGAACCAUCCCAGAUAGACUUUCUCUUUGCUUCGCUGGCCACCUUCCCGGCACAGCAGCCGCAGCCGCAACAGAUCCACAUCAAUCCUUGGACAGGGCUGAGUGCCAUACCCUGGCUAUACCUUGCAAGAUCAGGCUGUCUCAUCCGAAUGAAGCGUAGACUGGUCAAGAGUCGCGUGGGUAAUUCGAAUGGGGGUAUGGCGGCCACCACCGGCAGUAGUGCGUCUCGGUGUCAGUCUGACAUGCUUAACCUUCGACGGCUGGAAUCCCGGGCACGAAUCCUCACGGCUCAAAUUUUGAGCUACGACAUGCCAUGUGAUGAGCAGAUCGAGGAAACGUACGACGAUCACACUCCCAAGUCUCAUUUGAAAGACUUGGCUCUUUGUUGCCAGCUGGUAGCACUGUUGGAGAUUCAUCGAGCUUUUGAUAUUGCUGACGAGUCCAAAGCAAUACUUGAUUUGAUUAAAAGUGUGAUCACGGACACCCACAAAGAUUACAGGAUGUCUCAGCCUCAGAAGAGGAAGGAGGGGGAGGUAGAGGAGGAAGAAGGGGACGGGCAGACCGACGAAGAUAACGACGACCCCUCCUCAUCUUCGUGUCGGGAGACGCUCAUAACCAAGCUUUCCACAACCAUAAUCACGCUCUUGUCACGUAUGCCAACGGACUCCGGCACGCGGUCUUUGCACCACCUCCUUCUCCUGGCGUCAGGGAGUGCGCUUCUGCCUCACCUUAAAUGGGACCCACCUCCUCCAGCACUUGUAUCCAUGUCAGGAUCAGGUAUUGUGUAUGAUGUCAAUAUCGAUGCCAAUGCCGACACCAAUAUCGAUUCCAACAUCAACAAUCCUAGAAUGGAUGCACUACCAUCGUCAUCGCCAUCGUCAUUCUCAGAUACUUCUCCUUCUUCUUCAACUUCUUGCGUGGCCCUCUGGCAAUGGCGACAGAUUGUUCUCGACCGGAUCACGUUUCUCGAACAAUCGCUCCGACUCGACGCGCUACGAAAAGUAAGGCUGAUCUUACAACAAGUCUGGGCGCGAUCAGAUGCCAUCCUUCAUAAGUACUCGUAUGAUUUGGAUCCAGAUCAUCAUCAUCGUCGUCGUCGUCGUCGAUCGGAUUCGUCGUCGCUGGCACCGCCACUACUGUCCGGCGUCUCCGCCGGCGGUGGGGUCGUCAUGAACUGCUCCUCUCCUCUGGAAUGGGAAUCCCUCCUCCACUGGAUAGAUGUCAUGGAGGACGCGGACUUGGUCUUUUUCUUCUGA
Exophiala spinifera is the source of this 2034-nucleotide messenger RNA. RefSeq lists its product as uncharacterized. The record is from RefSeq and is a predicted model, not a curated record. NCBI's taxonomy places the organism in Eukaryota, Fungi, Ascomycota, Eurotiomycetes, Chaetothyriales, Herpotrichiellaceae. Gene Ontology annotation, biological process: positive regulation of transcription by RNA polymerase II. The transcript has a single exon. Gene Ontology annotation, molecular function: DNA-binding transcription factor activity; transcription cis-regulatory region binding. The coding region runs from base 1 to 2034 and encodes 677 amino acids. Gene Ontology annotation, cellular component: nucleus.